This is a messenger RNA of Myripristis murdjan (pinecone soldierfish), 5537 nucleotides long. RefSeq names its product protein phosphatase 6, regulatory subunit 3 (gene ppp6r3). Gene Ontology annotation, molecular function: protein phosphatase binding; protein phosphatase regulator activity. Gene Ontology annotation, cellular component: nucleus; cytosol. The coding region runs from base 388 to 3150 and encodes 920 amino acids. NCBI's taxonomy places the organism in Eukaryota, Metazoa, Chordata, Actinopteri, Holocentriformes, Holocentridae. The transcript is spliced from 25 exons. The record is from RefSeq and is a predicted model, not a curated record.
UGGGGGAAGGGGUCGCUGAAGUUGAUGGAACCGCCAUCUUGAAAAGUGCCCUCUGAUGAUCUGCCUUUUCGCGCCUGUCAGAAUCAGUUUUAAACGCUUUAUUUUCCUUACUGGAAUCGCGUGUUAUUUGUGUGUUCGUUUUUGUUAACGAUUUAAGCUAAUGGCCAAAUAAGCUACAUGCCGGUGACCCGUCGUUUACCGUUGUUAAUCGGUGUGUGCUGUUGAGCUGCUGUAUGUGUGCUGUCUGUCCGACCAUCACCGCUGUCUGCCUACCUGUCCAUCCGCCCGGCCAGCCUGGAAUGGGCCACAACUCCCAAAGACUAGAACACACCUUCUCUCUUUAACUGAGCUCCACCAUCUGGACUCCAACACACUCACAGAGCCAACAUGUUUUGGAAGUUUGACCUCCACACCACAUCCCACAUUGACACACUGCUGGAGAAGGAGGAUGUGACGCUGACGGAGGUGAUGGACGAAGAGGAUGUCCUGCAGGAGUGCAAGGCCCAGAACCACAAGCUGGUGGACUUCCUGCUGAGACCGCAGUGCAUGGAAGACUUGGUUACCUUCAUCACACAGGAACCCAGCACUGACGUUGAGGAAAAAGUCAAAUACAAGUACCCCAACAUAUCUUGUGAGCUGCUGACAUCAGAUGUGGGCCAGAUAAAUGACAGACUGGGAGAAGAUGAAAGCCUGCUGAUGAAACUUUAUGGUUUCCUCCAAAAUGAACCACCUCUUAACCCAUUGCUGGCCAGCUUCUUCUCCAAGGUUCUCUCUAUACUCAUAGGACGCAAGCCUGAACAGAUCGUGGACUUUCUGCGGAAGCGGGAGGACUUUGUAGACUUGAUGAUCAAACACAUUGGGACAUCUGCGAUCAUGGACCUACUGCUCAGGAUGCUUACCUGCUUUGAACCACAGCAGUUACGACAGGAUGUUCUCAAUUGGUUGAAUGAGGAGAAAGUGAUCCAGAGACUGGUAGACAUGGUACAAUCUUCUCAGGAUGAGGAUAGACACUCCAAUGCCUCCCAGUCUCUGUGUGAAAUCAUCAGACUGAGCAGAGACCAGAUGUUCCAGGUCCAGGGCUGCUCAGAGCCUGACCCACUGCUGACAACUCUGGAGAAGCAAGAGACUGUUGAGCAGCUGUUGUCCAACAUUUUUGACAAGGAGAAGAACGAAUCUGCAAUUGUCAGUGUUAUCCAGAUCCUCCUCACAUUAUUUGAGACCAGGAGACCAGCGUUUGAGGGCCAUAUGGAGUGCCCUCCUGGAAUGUCCCAUCCUUCAUUCUCUGUCAACCACAGCAUCCUGGAGGCUGUUAGACCCAGACUGAAAGACUUUCACCAGCUGCUACUGGAACCCCCAAAGAAGAACGUGAUGAAGACAACAUGGGGGGUGUUGGACCCUCCUGUGGGCAACACCAGGCUCAAUGUGGUCCGACUGGUGGCCAGCCUACUGCAGAGCAACACACACAGCAUCAACACAGAACUCAUCAACCUCAACACAUUGGGAGUCAUACUAGACAUGUAUUUCAAAUACAUCUGGAACAACUUCCUCCAUAUCCAAGUGGAGAUCUGCACAGCCAUGAUCCUGGCCAUGCCCCCUGCCCCAACUGACAACCAGCCAGACACAGAGCAAGAUCAUCCCAGGGAAAGCAUCCUUAUCAAACAUCUGUUUCAAAAGUGCCAGUUUAUUCAGAGAAUUGUGGAUGCCUGGAGCUCGAAUGAGAAAGAACAGGCGGAAGGUGGACGGCGGCGAGGCUACAUGGGUCACCUCACCAGAAUAGCUAAUUCUGUAGUUCAUAACUGUGACAAAGGCCCUAAUGGAGCGCAGAUACAGCAGCUCAUCUCUGAGCUCCCAGAGGAGGACAGAGAGAGAUGGGAAGCCUUCAUUUCUGGCCAGCUGGCUGACACAAACAAGAGAAACACUGUUGACCUGGUGAACACACACCACAUCCACUCGUCCAGUGAUGAUGAGGUGGACUUUAAAGACAGCAGCUUUCAUCCAGACUCCUCUCUACAACAAGCCUUUUCUGAUUAUCAGAUGCAACAAAUGACGUCCAAUUUUAUUGAGCAGUUCGGCUUCAAUGACGAAGAGUUUGCUGAUCAGGACGAUGUUGUGGAUAUUCCCUUUGAUAGAAUAUCAGACAUCAAUUUUUCACUGAAUACAAAUGAAAGUGCUAAUAUAGCUUUGUUCGAGGCACGCUGUAAGGAGAAGAUCCAGCAGUUUGAAGAUGCUGGUUCUGAUGAGGAGGAUAUCUGGGAUGAAAAAGAUGUCACCUUUGCACCAGAAGCCCAGAGACGCCCCAGGAGUUCAGGUAGCACAGAUAGUGAGGAGAGCACGGACUCAGAGGAGGAGGAUGUGAAGAGAGAUCCGUUUGAAGUGUCAAACCCCAGCACUGAUGACAGAAUGGAAGUUGACACAGGGCCAGUAUGGACGGCCAACUUUGAUGACAUCCCCAUGGACACCGGUAACUCUACAGCUCCAACCUCUAGCCCCAACAACCCUGCCUCUUCCUCCUCCUCCACAGCAGUGGUCCCUGAGGCAGCCUGGAGCUCCUCUCCUUCCACUACCUCCAACUCAGAAACAGGCUGGGCUGAUUUCUCCAACUUUACCCCUGUCAGCCCCAAAGACCCUCUGAGAUGCAACUCCCCCAUAGCCAUGGAAACCAGCGUAGAGACCAUGGACCCUCUGGGAGUCAACGCACCCAUGCGGCCUGAUGACUGUGAUGGCUGGUUGUGCACCAAUGUGGUGCCACCUUCCUCCUCCUCCUCCUCCUCUAAGGAUUGUGGGAGCUCUGAAGCCCAGGAGGAGCCAUGCUGCGAGCAGCGCAGUAUCACUGAGACAGUCAUCAAUGGCUCCAUGAAAGAAACCGUCAGCCUGACUGUUGAUGCCAAGACAGAGACUGCAGUCUUCAAGAGUGAUGAAGAGAAGUGUGGUUCAUCAGAAGAGAAGUACUCAGUAGUGGAGUGUGUGGAUCCAGAGAGAACAGGCCUCAACAGCCCAGCAUCAGCCUGCUGCCCCAAAUCAGGCAGUGACAAGUGUCGGUCCUCUGUGGAGCUUCCCAAUGGUCCUUUAGAGGAGAUGUCAACCAUAGAGGAAGCCAAAUUGGACCAGAGUACCGUCUCCUUAGAGUCAACUGUAAACGGGCCGGUGUGAGGGUUGCCUAGCGCCAGCCAAAGGCCAGCCUGUUCCUGCCUUGCAGGGCCUUCCUCCUGGCCAGUCAGCCGAGGCCGCUGCUCAGAGUUGUACCAAUCACACAACACCAACAGGACCAGCAAUACUCCCAUAGGUUCAUCACAGACAGGUGUACAGACACAGGAUGAACUGAAAAGAAAAGAGAAAUGAGAGAUGUAUUCAAAUGGAUACAGAUUUCUUUUUGCAUUUGUUUAUAUACUAUUGUUCUUAUGGGGUGAUGUGCGACUGCUAUCUUGCCACUCAAAAGUUAAAUAGUAAUGUUGCUAUAGUUAAAGAAAUGAUUGUAUGAAUAAAAUAUUUUAUAAAAAGAAAUGUAUACAGAAACGAUCAGAUGAAUAACCGAAGGGAAAGAACUGAAUCUAGCUGAUUGGCGAAUGCUCUUUGUGAGUGUGACCCAAGCGACCACUAAGCUGUUGUUACUGAGAGGGAUUUCUUAUCCUGUCUGACAAACUGAAAUUUAAUUUUUGAGCAAAGUCAACAACGGCUACUAUGUUUAAAAUCUUCACCCACCACUGGUCUGUGUCUCUGAGCAAAGCUUCUCCUGGGAAUGGAAUUGAAACACAUUUUUUAAAAAACAAAAAAAAAACAAAAACAAACAAACAAAAAAAAAUACAAAAACUUAAAGGUUUAUUUUGCCACAGGUAUUAUUUGUAAAUGUUUUUUCUCUUGUAUUCUUCUGCAUUGAGCAAGAUUUGACAAGCCUUUUUGGUAUAGUUUUUAACUUAAUUUAUUAUCAAAGUUAGAUUAUGGUAAUGUUUUGUUCCUUAAGAGCCAUACCGACACGUUCUCUCCCCUUCUGGCAUGCUGUGUUCAUGACAACUACGAAGUUUAACUGCCUCCAGAAGAGAAAUGUGUCUUCACCACAGCCUAAACUGGGAAGUUGGAAGUAUACUGAGCUUAUAUGUAACACCCCAGUUCAGCCUCGUCAUAAUGACACUGUUGGCUGAAAUGUUCUUUUCUAAUCUGUGUUGAAUGCUUCUUUAGACCUCAUUUCAACUUGGCAAAUCCCACUGCAGGUUCAAGGUACAUCUAGAUAAUGUGCAUGUAGGGAUUCAUGCCACUCAUGAUACUGAUAAUCUACUGCAAGCAGAAUGGACCAAUUCUGUUUAUCCAGCUUCAUGUAGGGGCUGCGUUUUAGAAAGGUUGGUAGGUGAGGGACUUAACUACCUUUUUUUUUCCCCAAAUAAGGUAGGUUUGCAGAAUAAAAUCCUAAUAACAUUAUCAAGGUGGAUGCUGGACCCCACUUUGAAAACCCAUGGCCUAGGCUUCUAUCAAAUAAUUAACAUAUUUUGAAAGCAAGGUUGAUCCACACAUUUACUUGUAAAUUUGUCAGAUCAUAUACAUAAAGGGCAUCAAACAGUCAGCCUCAGAGCUAUUGUGAAAACACAGAACAACCACAGUUCAGUAACAAAACUAUGAAAGUGCAUUAGGGCCACAAAAAAAUAAAAUAACAAUUGAGUUCUUAGAUUAAAGGCUGAAUUUUGAUUUAAUCAUAAUUCUGCCUUUAAUCUCAGUAUCCUGACUUUCUCAGAAUUUGGAGAUUAAUCUCAGAAUUUCUUUUGUUUAUUGUGUGUGUCUAUAUAUUGUGUCUAUAUAAAUAUCCUCUUCUGUACUUAACAGCCACUACAACAGAUUCUACCCGCCCCCAACCCUCCACCCCUCCCCCCAAUAAUGCAGAGUGAAAAAAAAGCUCAUCUGGAGCAGCUGACCCUUUGCUAAGAUGUGGCAUUGAGCCCUGCCUAGACAGUAUACAUAUAUCUGCAUUGGGAUUUCCAUGCCAGGUGGACAUGGGUCUUAAUCCAGUCUGAAACCCCAGGCCAGUUUGUUGUAUAUAAUGGUCUCCUGUGAUUUGGAGCUUCGAGCUAGCACUACUUCUCAGCUAGUCUCUAUCUAGAGCCAAACAGGGCAGUUCCAAACAACUAAGUUCUCCAACAUUACUUGCUGCUUGACGCCUGGCACUGCUGAAGCAGCUGUCCUCUGCUUGUCCACCUAAUGUCCCAGCUCGCAUCAGCAAGAUUGGGUCCAGUUCAGUAAUGGCUGCAUGCUUGGUGGGGGCAAUGAGCUGUUUCUCUGGAGGGUUGUAGCCCAAAGGCUCUGUACUCUGCUGUCCUGUAUCACUCAAGCUGAACUUCUAAAUAUGUGACAGGAGUGUGUGGGGGUGAUGGUCAUUAUUGGCAUUGCUUCAGGUUUUUUUUUUUUUUUUUUUUUUUUUCCAUCUUUUUUGUAAUAAAAAGUUCAUCUGUACCAGCAAUGGAAAGGGGAUAUACUAUUUAUAUUAGUACUUAAUACCCCACAUCUUUUUUUUUUCUGCUCUCGGAUUAUUAAAUUUCACCUUGUUAAUUAUUUAA